GGGCUCGGGCGUCGAUGGGUUUGUGGGCCAGGUGAGCCGAUGCGCCGAAUGCUGGCGCCAAUAUCGUGAACCGCGAUCCCCGGAAUCCGGAAGCCACCGGUACUCCAUAUUCCUCAGCCGUAUCUGUCGCUGGAAAAACCACUGAAUUUGGUGUUGCCGGGAAAUGGUUGAACUCGAGAAACAUGAUGUCCGCGCCCGAGAAUCUAUCAAAUCUCAAAGUUCCUUCAACAAUUAUCCCAAGUGGAAGCUGAAGCUCCGAGAAAAUUGUUACACGAGGGUACAGGAGGAUCGAACCCGCUUGCUCUGGAAACUGAGAACCACCCAGGCCAAAGAGCACAAGGAAUGCUUAAAAUCAACCUUCCGGGACAUAGUUUCUGAUGAACUGAAGAAAAUAAAGGUUUUGGUUGAGAAUGUUGAUACUCUCCCUGUGAUGGAUGAGAUGAUAUGGGAAUAUGAUGGCCUUCACAUGGCGUAUCAAGGCGAUUGUGAGGAAAUACUGCUGGAAAUGCAAAGAAUAUUUUAUGAAGAUGUUCGGCUAGGAGAAAUUAGUGAAGCUUCUUGCAGAGCAAGAAGUUAGUUCAAGUUGGGAAGAUGAAGAAGACGAUUACCUGGCACGGGCGGUCUAUGAUCAUAUGAAACUGAAUGACAAGAAGGUGGCCAAUGAGGUUUGGUGUCCAAUAUGCAAGAGGGGAGAGUUGAAAGAGAACCAUCAUCUAAUUAGUUGCACUCAUUGUGGUAUUAGACUCGACAGAGGCGAUGAGGUUAAUCUGGAAGUACUGCGGAACAGGUUAGCCGAAGCUCAUUCUGAGCAUCUGGAUAGAGGUUGCAGAUUAAAACCUGAAUUCUGUUUAGAAACUAAAUUUGGACUUACCGCACUUUAUAUCAGCUGCCAAUCCUGCAAUACCUUUGAAAUAAUUAUAUAGGCCAAUAUCACUCUACUAACCUCUACCUCCACUCUAUUUUGUACAUUAGAACUGCAUUGACCAUGAUCUAUUCGUAUAUAUAUUUAUGAGGUGCCUAUUUUGCAUUAA
This is a messenger RNA of Cuscuta epithymum, 1031 nucleotides long. The record is from the annotation of a GenBank genome assembly. NCBI's taxonomy places the organism in Eukaryota, Viridiplantae, Streptophyta, Magnoliopsida, Solanales, Convolvulaceae.